Messenger RNA from Plasmodium gonderi, 312 nucleotides. RefSeq names its product cytochrome c oxidase subunit 6B. Bases 1 to 312 code for a protein of 103 amino acids. The record is from RefSeq and is a predicted model, not a curated record. The transcript has 4 exons. Lineage: Eukaryota; Apicomplexa; Aconoidasida; Haemosporida; Plasmodiidae. Gene Ontology annotation, cellular component: respiratory chain complex IV; mitochondrion.
AUGACGGAACCUCAUUAUUUAGAUCCCAAGUUUAUGAAGAACUACGACGCGUUGACAGCGAAUAAUCCUCAUGCCAGUGACCCUCGCUUUUUGCAGAUGAACCAAUUUAAUCAUUGCGCCUACAGAUAUACAAUGUUUUGUCGGUGUGUACGGGAACUAGGGGAAGAUAAUCCUCGUUGCAAGUUUCAGUAUUAUCGAGCUCAAAUUGCCUGUACAGCUGAGCAGCUGGAGGACUGGGAUGAUCACAGACAAAAAGGAACAUGUGCCAUGGAUGUUCUUCCUGAUCGAUUAACUGCCCACAUGAGACAGUGA